Messenger RNA from Asparagus officinalis (garden asparagus), 1544 nucleotides. Its product is annotated as zinc transporter 8-like. The transcript is spliced from 3 exons. Gene Ontology annotation, biological process: zinc ion transmembrane transport. Gene Ontology annotation, cellular component: plasma membrane. The record is from RefSeq and is a predicted model, not a curated record. Bases 13 to 1065 code for a protein of 350 amino acids. NCBI's taxonomy places the organism in Eukaryota, Viridiplantae, Streptophyta, Magnoliopsida, Asparagales, Asparagaceae. Gene Ontology annotation, molecular function: zinc ion transmembrane transporter activity.
UAACCAACGACGAUGAAAACCCUAACCAUCCUCUUCUUUUUCCUCCUCCUUUCUAAAUCUCACGCCGACUGCGACUGCUCUGUCGUUGACGACUCCUCUUACCGCAACAAGCACGAGGCUCUCGUCCUCAAGAUCACCGCAAUCUUCUCCAUCCUCAUCGGCGGUUUCAUUGGAGUCUGCAUCCCGAUCCUCGGGAAGUGGGUCCCAGCUAUGCGUCCUGACCGCGACGUGUUUUUUGUGGUGAAGGCGUUUGCGGCGGGUGUUAUAUUGGCGACCGGAUUCAUCCACAUCUUGCCUGAUGCGUUCAAGAACUUGACGUCCCCGUGUCUGAGCGAUAAGCCGUGGGGGGAGUUUCCGUUUACGGGGUUUGUUGCGAUGGUGGCCGCUAUCGGGACGCUGAUGGUGGAUAGUUUGGCGACUGGGUAUUUUAACAGGAGGCAUUUUAUAGUUGAUGAUGGACAAAAGGGGAAGGGGGACGUUGAGGACAAUGUGCACGUGCACGAGGAGCAUGUGCACGUGCACACUCACGCCGGGCACGGGCACGCGCAUGGGAGUGUUGCUGCUGGUGGUGGAUCGUCGGAGUUGAUCCGGCAUAGGGUUAUUUCUCAGGUUCUUGAAUUGGGAAUUGUUGUUCAUUCUGUAAUUAUUGGAAUAUCAUUGGGUGCAUCGGAGAGCCCCUCAACUAUAAGACCUCUUGUCGCUGCUCUGACAUUUCAUCAGUUUUUUGAGGGUACAGGUCUUGGAGGAUGCGUAGUGCAGGCAAAAUUCAAAGCUCGAUCAAUGGCUAUAAUGAUUCUAUUUUUCUCCCUCACAACGCCUGUAGGAAUCGCUAUAGGCAUAGGGAUAUCAUCAGUGUAUAACGAGAACAGCCCAACUGCUCUCAUAGUCGAAGGCAUUCUCAAUGCAGCAGCCGCAGGGAUAUUGAUUUAUAUGGCACUCGUCGAUCUUCUUGCUGCAGACUUUAUGAAUCCUAAGGUUCAGGGUAAAGGAAUUCUUCAAGCAGCCGUUAACAUGUCGCUUUUAGUAGGAGCAGGAUUGAUGUCUCUGUUGGCUAAGUGGGCCUGAUACAUGUAUUUCAUCCAUUUUUGGAGAAUUUCAUUCUUUUUUUAACAUUUUGAUGAAGGUUGUCUCUGUUUUCUAAAUCUCAAGAUUUGAGUUUAAGUUCAGACAUACUACAAUUUAGAUUGUUUGCGCUUUAUUUGGCUUGACUGAUCUUUGUGCUUUAUGAAUAUUGGGACUGGGUUUUUGUAAUUAGUAGUUUGAUACUUGUUUUUAUUUUAGUAUGAAGAGUUAACUAUUAGUGAAAUAAUUUUUUAGUGAGCAUUGAAGCUUUGCAAUCGUAGUAAAAGGUAAACAUAACAAUUGAAAUUCAGAACAAGUAUCAAACUACUAAUUACAAAAACCCAGUGCCAAUAUUCAUAAAGCACAAAGAUCAGUCAAGCCAAAUAAAGCGCAAACAAUCUAAAUUGUGGUAUGUCUGAACUUAAACUCAAUCUGGAGAUUUAGAAAACACAGACAACCUUCAUCAAAAUGUUAAAAAAAAA